Zingiber officinale is the source of this 3074-nucleotide messenger RNA. Its product is annotated as auxin response factor 15-like. Bases 404 to 2608 code for a protein of 734 amino acids. The transcript is spliced from 10 exons. The record is from RefSeq and is a predicted model, not a curated record. Gene Ontology annotation, cellular component: nucleus. Gene Ontology annotation, molecular function: DNA binding. Gene Ontology annotation, biological process: response to hormone; regulation of DNA-templated transcription. NCBI's taxonomy places the organism in Eukaryota, Viridiplantae, Streptophyta, Magnoliopsida, Zingiberales, Zingiberaceae.
GGUUGGGGCGUCGCUUUUGACUCGUUUUCUUUUGGCAAAGCUUAUGUAUAAUGUUUAGGGAGCCCCGAGAAAGAGGGGGAGUGGGAAGAAAGUGAGAAAAAGAAAAGCUAAAGUCUUUGGUCUUUAGCACUUACAUCUAUCUGCUGCUUCUGCGGCUCACUGGUCUUUUGCUCUGCUCCCUCUGCUGCUCGUCUCCCGCCUCCAACGCUCGCUUGUCUUCUUUGGUCCUUCGAUCUUUUAGGCCCCUUCACCAGCCUCCCCACUAUGGCCGUCAUGCGUCUCGUCAUCAUCCCUGUGUCCUCGCUGCUUCCUCCCUAAUCUACGCCUCCACCCGAGUCCGUUACCUAUCGUCGCUUCCGCUGCCGUUUGGUUCUUGCUUCUCGUUUCACGGAUUUCAGACAGCAUGGACAUCGAUCUGAAUACCAUAGAGGAGGCGGAGGAGGAGGAGGAGGAGCCUGAGCGGUUGACAGGGCUCGGCGCUGCCCCUGCGGCGGCGGAUGCGCCUCAGGCGGUGUCGGUGUGCCUAGAGCUCUGGCAUGCGUGCGCGGGGCCCCGGAUAUGGCUGCCCAAAAAGGGGAGCUUGUUGGUGUACCUUCCGCAGGGGCAUCUGGAGUACCUGGGGUUCAGUGGCGUUGAUUGCGACGGAGGGAGAUGGGGAGCCUGCCGCUUCGAUGUGCCACCGCAUGUGUUCUGCCGUGUGAUGGAUGUUAAUCUCCAUGCCGACGUGGGCACCGAUGAAGUUUAUGCCCGGCUCUCUCUUGUCUCCGAAAGCGAGGAAUCGGAAGGAAGAGUGGACAAGGGCGAGACUGAAGGAGAAGAGGGAUACGAGGAUGGUGAAUUCAUGAGCAGGUCAUCCACGCCCCAUAUGUUCUGUAAGACUCUGACUGCUUCUGACACCAGCACCCACGGCGGGUUCUCUGUCCCUCGUCGAGCUGCUGAGGACUGUUUUCCUCCCCUGGACUAUAAGCAGCAGCGACCUUCGCAAGAGCUUACUGCAAAAGAUUUGCAUGGAACAGAGUGGAGGUUUCGCCAUAUCUACAGAGGCCAACCUCGUCGACACCUUCUUACAACCGGCUGGAGUGCAUUUGUCAAUAGGAAGAGGCUUAUUUCAGGCGAUGCAGUGUUCUUUCUUCGAGGUGAUGACGGGGUGCUCAGAUUGGGUGUUAGGCGAGCAGCUCAGUCCAAAGGCUGUAUUCCAGUUCCUGAACAUCAAAAUCCUGACGUGGCUUUAACUACAUUGGCGGUUGUUUCUAAUGCUGUGUCUAUGAAAAAGGUUUUCUAUAUAAAUUAUAACCCAAGGACAAGCUCAUCAGCAUUUGUAGUUCCAUAUUGGAAAUUUAUAAGAAGCUCUGAGAGUUCCCUUGGUGUGGGAACGAGUUUUAAAAUGUCUAAUGAAAAUGAUGAUGCCUCAGAAAGGAGGCCUACCGGUCUGAUAACUGGAAUCAGGGACAUUGACCCUCAAAGAUGGCCUGGUUCAAAGUGGAGAUGUCUGUCGGUUAACUGGGAUGAUGAUGUGGAUACUAAUAGACGAAAUCAAAUUUCUCCAUGGGAAAUUGAAUCAAUUGGUUCUGUUAUAGGCUCUGCUAGCCUGCCAACUACAGGUUCCAAAAGGGCUAAACUUUGUCUUCCCCCUGCCAGUAUGGAUUAUCCAAUUCUGAAUGGAAAUGGGUGUCUGGACUUGAGGGAGUCUGCAAGCUUCCACAAGGUCUUGCAAGGUCAAGAAUUAAUGAGACUCAAAACUCCAAAUAAUUUUGGAUUUGAUGCUCAUAUCCGAAAUCUUCAAUAUUUGGAAGGUAAGGGGCAUCCGUGCAAUGCAAACAGAAACAUGACAAGUGAAUCUGUUUCUGAAGGUAGUAGGAUUAGAAUCCCAGAUGGAGGUUCUGAUUUUUCCUUAAGCUGCACAGGCUUUAGGGAACCCGUUCGGUUCCUAGGGGUCUUGCAAGGUCAAGAAGUUUUCUCAAAAGUUCCACCAUUUCGUGGAGCUCGAUCUGAUGCUCAUACUGGGAAUGGUAAAUAUGGAUUGUUUGAUAGUGUUCAAACAUCUCAUGCUGGAAAAAGUUUACCAGCAUUGUCUGUGGGAUAUGGUACGCUAGUGCAACCAUCAUUGCCACUAAUUCAGGCAUCGUCUCCAUCCUCAGUUCUAAUGAUUCAAGAAGCAAAUUCCAAGACUUCCCUACUUCUAUCUAAUCCUUGUCAAGACAGGCAUGAUGGCAAUCGGUUCUUUCCAAAGACAAAUGGCAUGGAAGCAAUGCAUAAAAAAGAGGGAAACUUUGGAUUUUGGCCUUCAACAAUGGGUUAUCAUCUUGCUAAUGAGCAGCACAAGUUGGUCAAAAUCCAUGAUCCCAUCAUCAUCGAUGGUAAGGUGCACAGAGAAAAGGGGCAGGAUGUCGGCCAAAAUGGUUGUAGGCUUUUUGGAUUUCCUUUGACUGAAAGGAUCCCAGAAUCAAAUUUACAUGAGAAACCUCUACCUUUCUCUCCAAGUUUAACUCCAGGAAAGCUUGAUAUUGGCUUCACAACUUCUCCGAUGCCUCAAAUGCCCGCUAAGCCUGUUGGUUGCAGUUGCAUUGGAGCAAGUUCUUUGUAUGCCCUGUGUGCAGCUCCAUUUUAGGAUGCUGCUACCGAAUGAAAGAAGUUGGCUCUUGUUCAUGGAAACUAGUAUCUUGGUUAGGUUUGCAACGAAAGCCAUUUUAUCUAAUACUAGAUAUGCUUUCAAUAAUGCAUAAAAGGUGGCCAGUAUGUGUUAAGUCUCUUCAGAUCUACCCGUGUAGACAUGUUCCAAUAUUUCCGCAAUCCUUCAAGCGACAACCAUCAUGCUAAGAGACUGAUCCUUAUGAUGGAUGGUUAUGGACUUGUUGAUCAUUUCAUUGGUGUUACCAGAUUAUGACAACAUAAACGUGUGCCCUGUUGCAUCUUUAUCACCAUAUUAUGAACCAAAGUCUAUGUACGUACGCUCAGUACUCUUCUAUUACUUGUUGCUAUUCAGCUAUUUCCUACUCUGAUGUUUUAAGUAUGAUCAUCCUGUGUAUCCAAAAACCAAUAUUGCCAAUGCAAAAAUGCCCUAUUUGUUGCUGCUA